AUGGCGUCGUCUGCCGAGCAAGAUCCAGCUCAUUCCUUGGAAGCUCACACAGAACUGGUCAGCUGGAUUCUGAACCAGGGUGGCUCCCUGAAUGACUGUGUGCGUGUUGCGCAGGAUGCCUCGCGAGGUGUCCAUAUUCAAGUCAAGGAUGAUUGGCCUCAUCCCAUCAGUCCGGAGACGAAGGUGCUGAGCACGCCGAUUGGAGUGACAAUGUCAUAUUUUAAUGCCAUUGGAUUUCAGUCGCCUCAGGCGUCCUUUCCGCAGCAUGGCGUCGAGUUACCACGGGCUUUCAUGGAUGCAGUGGCGGUUGAGGAGACAACCACCUUUUUCUUGAUGGGCCAAUUCCUGCGUGGAGCCGAAGGCUUUUGGUAUCCCUAUCUCAGGACCCUACCGCAGCCCGGAGACUUGACUACGCCGCUGUUCUUUGAUGAGGAGGAUGUGGACUGGAUCCAGGGUACCGGUAUACCGGAAGCGUCCGUGCAGCGGUACGAGGUCUGGGAUGAGAGAUACGAACAGUGCAUCUCCAAACUAAAAGAAGUGGGCUUUGAGGGUCUUGAAGAGUAUACAUGGGAUUUGUAUCUCUGGGCUUCGACCAUGAUCUCUUCUCGGGCGUUCUCACCCAAAGUGCUUUCCAGUGUCGUGGAAGCCUCAAGACUCGGAGAAGACAGCGGAGUUUCUGUAUUCUUGCCCCUGAUUGACCUCCCUAAUCACCGCCCGCUGGCCAAGGUGGAAUGGCGUGCAGGAUCCUCGGAUGUCGGGAUGGUCGUACUGGAGGAGAUUGGGCCAGGCCAGGAGAUAUCCAACAACUAUGGUCCUCGCAAUAAUGAACAAUUGUUGAUGAAUUACGGGUUCUGCCUUCUGAACAAUCCAACCGACUACCGGAUCAUCAAAUUAGGCGUGAGGCCAGACAGUCAUCUGAGCCAAGCCAGGAGCCGCCAGAUUGAGAUGUUCCCAGAAACAGCAAAUCAAAAGGAAGACCAUUACUACAUCUUCAGUGUCUAUUACCCCCUUCUUGGACCAAACACCGCCAUGGAACAUUCCAUCUUCUCGCCUGCGCUAUUCAACUCACUGAUGAUCAUGCACGCGAACGAUCGGGAACGCAAACAUCUUCAGAUCUCGGAAUCAUCCAUGUCGAUCCCCUCGAGUUAUGGGAACGGACACAGCUUGCUUGCUGCAUUAUCACAGAUCUGUUUCGAACUCAUCUCACAUAUCAUGACCCUGGAGGCUAGCGCACCAGAUCAUCAGCAAAAGCCCGCGAAUUUAAAACAAACCUUCGCGCAGAUAUACCGCAACAGUCUUCUCACGCUCGAUAAGGCUGCCCUUGUUGUUGCAACAUGGACGCUGAAGCGUGCACGGGAACACGAAAGAGGUGAAACUUGGGAAGACGUGAAGACCAUGUUAAACGAGCACCUCGGACAGAUUCCCGAAGACCAAUUCUCAGCAGAAGCAUUGUCCAGAGUGCGUGUUCGCAUCUUGGAACGCGAGUCACUGCUCAAGCAGAACGGACAACUAUUCCGCCUCGGCGAGUUAUUCAAUCUACUGCCCAUGGAAAUGCAAGCACCAAGUCGCGACUGGUUCAACAAUGUGCUCGGGCAAGCCAGCCAGUCAAUUCCGGCCUUGCAAACAAGUCCCAAAGCUCUCUUCGCUCUGGUUCUUACAUUACUUGUAGCCACCGGCCGAUCACCGCUAGCGCGGCCACAUUUGUCUUUGCGCUUUACGCGGUGGAUUGACUUUUUGGUUGAACAGUAUCCAUUACCCGGAAAAGGUGCUGUUGACAAUGACGAACUCUUGCGGGACAUGAAUGACUUUGUUCAUGGGGGAAGUGUCUACGCUUUAACAAGCCAGGCCGGAGUGGACUGGCUGUCUGAUGUGGACGGAUGGAUGGAUCAGAGCUGGCUGGCAUGGGCGAUGAAUGUGGCUGAAUCCGAGAUGGUUCUCAUUCCACACGAGCCAUUGCAGGUCUUGGCCAUUGAGAAUCCCGGCCUACCAAAGCUUGGAUGUCUAUACGUGCCACAGGUCUAG
Molecule: messenger RNA, 2022 nt
Organism: Penicillium oxalicum
Lineage: Eukaryota; Fungi; Ascomycota; Eurotiomycetes; Eurotiales; Aspergillaceae
Product: SET domain protein
Exons: 4
Coding region: 1-2022 (673 amino acids)
Biological process (GO): peptidyl-lysine monomethylation
Molecular function (GO): protein-lysine N-methyltransferase activity
Source: RefSeq, a predicted model, not a curated record